AUUCUUUAAUCUCUCAGUCAAUUAAUUUUGUAAAAAUUAAUGGACGCGUGGUAAUUUUAAUAUAAAUGGAACACAUACACUACUGCUGAUUUCACAAGAAGAUCGCUUGGCUACUCUCAAUUUGGAUGCCUCAACUCCGCUCUCUCUCUUUCGAUUCUCAUGGAUGUCGAAGAAGAAGAAGAAGCUGGAAUUGUAGAACCUUGUGUUGGUAUGGAGUUUGAAUCUGAAGAUGCUGCCAGGAAGUUCUACUCAGAGUAUGCUAGACGGCUAGGAUUUGUUGUGCGUGUUAUGCAGCGUCGUCGUUCUGGGAUUGAUGGGAGAACUCUUGCUCGUCGUCUUGGAUGUAACAAACAGGGUUUUUCUCCAAAUAAUAGGACUAUAGCUGGUCCUGGUCCGGACAAGAAGCCAAGGCCCAGUGCGCGAGAAGGUUGCAAAGCAACCAUCUUGGUUAAAAUGGACAAGUCUGGUAAAUGGGUCGUUACUAGAUUUGAAAAGGAUCAUAAUCAUCCUUUGGUUGUUACUGCUUCUGGGUUCUCUUCAUCGGGUGACAAGGAUAAGAAAAUUGAAGAGCUUACGAAAGAGUUGGAGCAUCAGAACCAUUUAUGUGCAACUUAUCGUGAAAAACUAGUCAGUUUUAUGAAUAGCAUUGAGGAGCAAACAGAAGAACUGGCUUCAAAAAUUCAACUUAUUGUUGACAACGUCAGGAAAGUUGAAUCAGAAGUGCAAAACUUUUCCCGCCGUAGAUAGUCCUGGCAUUUAACCUGGUAGAUAACAAAAUGAAGCUAGGCCCUCAAGCCAUGCUUUGGAACUUCGUGGCUAUUGCCAUUAUGCCUGCCCAGAGCUGAAAUGUACACUUCUGGACACAGCUCUAUGUUGGUGCUCAAAAUAACCUUAAUUGAUGAACCAGCAUGAAUUGAUUGUUGGGAUUCUUCCAGUUGUAUAGUAAUCUUCUCCAGUAAGCUCUUAGAGAUAUGUUGGCUCAGCCAUCGCAUGAUUUCUGUAAUGUUUGUGUGAUAACUUAACACUAUAGGUGCUUAGGAUCAAUGCUGGAAUAGUGAUGAGCCAUGUCAUGGUUAGCGGCACAGAAGAAACGAUCAUAAUUUCUACGGUCCUGGAGGCAAAAAAGAAUAUGUUUUACCUGCUUUUAUGGUCAAAUAAUGUACUACUUUCGGUUA
Molecule: messenger RNA, 1175 nt
Organism: Populus nigra (black poplar)
Lineage: Eukaryota; Viridiplantae; Streptophyta; Magnoliopsida; Malpighiales; Salicaceae
Product: protein FAR1-RELATED SEQUENCE 5-like
Exons: 4
Coding region: 160-747 (195 amino acids)
Source: RefSeq, a predicted model, not a curated record